AUGGCCUCCCCAAUCCGCAUUACUGUUCUCAUCUCCGGCAACGGCUCGAACCUACAAGCAGUGAUUGAUAAAAUAGCCGCCGGUCAGCUCAAUGCCUCCAUUGUCCGCGUGAUUUCCAACCGCAAGACGGCAUUCGGCCUGGAGCGCGCAAGCAAAGCCAACAUCCCCACUCAAUACCACAACCUCGUCAAGUACAAGAAGCAGCACCCCGCAACACCGGAGGGGGUCCAGCUUGCACGCGAAGAAUAUGAUGCCGAGCUCGCGAGACUCAUCCUUGCCGAUACCCCGGAGCUAGUCGUUUGCCUCGGCUUCAUGCACAUUCUCUCCCCGCAGUUCUUGGAGCCCUUGGAGGCCGCUAAGACGAGGAUCAUCAACCUGCACCCUGCGCUCCCGGGGGCUUUCAAUGGUGUUAAUGCGAUUGAACGCGCUCACGCCGCGUGGCUGGAGGGCCAGAUCGACAAGACGGGUGUCAUGAUGCACGAUGUCAUUUCCGAGGUGGAUAUGGGGACACCGAUCUUGGUCCGAGAGAUUCCCUUCCAGAAGGGCCGGGAUGAGAACGUCGAGGCCUUCGAAACUCGAGUCCACGAGACAGAGUGGGGGGUUGUCAUUGAGGGUGUGGACCUGGUGCUGAAGGAACUGCAAGCUCAGAAACAGCAAUCCAGCGCAUGA
Molecule: messenger RNA, 669 nt
Organism: Penicillium olsonii
Lineage: Eukaryota; Fungi; Ascomycota; Eurotiomycetes; Eurotiales; Aspergillaceae
Source: the annotation of a GenBank genome assembly